Messenger RNA from Xyrichtys novacula (pearly razorfish), 3003 nucleotides. The record is from the annotation of a GenBank genome assembly. Lineage: Eukaryota; Metazoa; Chordata; Actinopteri; Labriformes; Labridae.
AUGUUUGUGGGUCAGGGAGAGUUUACUGCAGUUACAGCGGGCAGGGCGGAACUGCUGAGCGCCGUUGAGUGUCGAAGGAAGACGGAGAGUCUCCGCCGAACUAUAGCAGCAGAGUUACUAACAUGCCAGUGUUUCGACUUAAAUCCUCAGCUUUCUAACAACACUUCGGAUAGCGUCACGGCGUGUUUGCUGUUCGUGUCGGAGGUGUUUAAACUUUCCUCACGUUUCCCCCCCUCUAACGUAUUUCCACGAAGGGAGGCGGCGGUGGAGCGCUCGGCAGCCAUCUUUGGACCUGCCUGGGAGUGGGAUACGACUAUUCUGGCACCCCAGAUACUUCGAGGGUGGGGAUUUUUAACCUACAGUAUUUCACAAAUCUGUACGUUUUUAUCGACUGACAACGUUAAGAACCACGCGGAUUGAGUGAGUCGAAUAACCGCGUUUGGGAUGAGACAGGAGGAGCACUUUAAUAAUCCCAAACUGUUUGUGAAUUACACGGUAAUCUGAACAGUGCUGAAACCUGGCCUGUCAGGAGAGGGUGAGUUUCAGCUAACUGGCUAAGCUAUCUUAGCAAACACCACAGAGGUUAGCUUGCUACUUUAGCAAUUCAUGGCAAAACCCUCUAAAAAGUUUGUUAAAUAUAAUAACAUCCUUGUAUUAAGCAUAUGUUCUCAUUAUUUACUCGAAACGUAUCUUAGCUUGACGUUAAGUGUGGUUUUGCUAACAUUACAGUGAACGUUGGCUAGCUAAGAGCCUCUGAAAUCCCUGAUUUGUUUGCGCACGUUUGAGAGUGAUCUUGGGUCUGUACGUUUCAGGACUUAGUGGGUUUGACUUGCUUGUGUGACAGCUAAAUCAGCUUUGGUAAAGUGACAACUUUUGAGGAAAUCCCACUAAGUCCUUUCUCUAAUUCCACUCAUGUUGCAACACAGCUGAGGUGUUACCCAAGUAGCCACAGGUAACUUGGGAUACAACAUGUUGGGCUGGGCUCUUGAGUUUACCUCAGGUAUGAUCAUUUUAUGUUUGCUUUAAGGCAAACUUUGUAUACCAAUGGUUUGUAAAAAUAUUGUUCAGCACUGUACUAACAAGAUCAUGUCUUAUUCCCACAGAAAAACCCUUAAUAUGUGUACUGUAAUGUAGGCCUAUACAAUAACACUUACUCAGAGGGGCAAAAAAAGAGAGUGUUAUUCUUUGACAUGGAUGGGAAAGACUAAGAAUACACUGGAGAUUUAAAAAAAAUCUUAUUUUUUGUUUUGGUUUUUGAUAUUUCAUGACUUGACUAACCAACACGACUUACAAUCUCUAUCCAUUUGAUUCAAAAAUACAUUUGUUUUUUGAUAACUAAACUCUUAAACCUGUAUUUAAUUGUCUGUAUUGACCAUCUGGAUGCACGCCAUGGCUGUGAAGUCAAGACAGACAGAUAAUCACUGGUCAAAAUGCUCACCAGGGCCCCUUCCUACCUCCCUAUAGCUGUGCUAACAGGAAAUGCUGAGAAAUGCAGCGCAGUGAGGACAUACAUUGGGAAUUCCAGCCCUCCAGCUUUUGUUGUCCUGUCCUGCUGCAUUCUUGUGCAUGUGCGAGUCUGUGUUGGUUGGAACGCAAGGGUGUUUUAUGGAGGUAUCAGUUAUCAUCACUCACUUUUGUUGAUCACGUGUCACCAGUUGAAAAUGCCAUCAUGAGAUAUGACAACAAGGCUCAUUCAUGAGCAACAAUGUAGUAAGGAACAAUGGCAAUAAAGAGGCACAGUCCCACAUGGUAAUGAGGCUUUAUUUCAGGGCCGUGGUUGCAUCUGUGAGGAAGAGUGAGUUGUUCAGUGUUGUUUUGAGACAAAAGAUGUCUGCUUGAACUGGGGGCUGUUUCUCCCAGGCUGGGAAAGAAGUCUUGUGACUCUAGCGUCAGCUCUGCAUCUGUUUGCAGCUGAUCAUCUGAGCCGCAUGGACUCAGUAAACUUGUCUUCAGUGAUCUUUUACAGUCUACAUCUGUACCGCAGCAGUUAAGCCGUUCAGCAAACUUUUUAAUGGGCAGCUAACAGUUUGAAGUUUAAUCCUGACAUUGGCGUUAUGUCUGACAUUUUAAAGGGUAAGUUCAUACAGCAUUUGGAAAACAAACAAACAAAAAAAACAUUCUUCCUGGUGGUGUCUUGUCAAGCAGAUAAGGUUUAACAUGGUGAACUUUUCAGAUAAGGUGAAUUCACACACCCCACACCCUGUCAGUAUUUUUAACCCUCUGAGUAAGACAGUUACAGUUGCUCUUGGGUAUGUUGAUCGAUUACUUUAAGUACAGGGUAGUUGUGGAAAGGAGAGUAUGUCAGUGAGCAGCACAAAAAAGUUUUCUACCUGGAUCACAGUAGGGUGCUCCUCUGUGGUUAUCGAAAACCUUGGAAAUAGGAAGCAGAACUAGCCACAAAAUAUUUUGAAUGACUAAGAAAAGGAUUUCUUGGGUGACUCUGGCGAACUAGCCCUUUAAUCACUUGAAGGAAGAUUUUAUGGGCAACGUUUGGUAUGUUUGAGAUGCGUGUUUACCGAGUACAGGUUUAACAAGUAGUCCUAUCACUGGAAUGCUUUGUUUCAGUUCAGGCAUCUGUCUCUGAGAAGAAGCAAGUUGUUGGCUCUCUGUCUUUGUUCGAGUCUGAGUUUGUCGGCUUUGUAUCCUCCUCACAUCUGUCUGUCUACAUAGCAGUCACUGAAGGUGUGUGGGGAGGUUGUCAGGACACAGCCCACUGAUUUCCUAACUGUGGUUGCUGUCACUAUGGAAACAGAAGACUUAUCUGUUGUUACUGCAGGAUUUCCUACAGGCAAUUUUCCACAUGUGGACCUUAGUUAAGGCUUUAGGUCUUAGGUUUUGGCUGCAUUGGUGGACUGGCUUUGCCGACACGUGUCUUUUUGCUACGUUUGACCUAAACAAACAAUAUGAUAAAAUUCAAACCAUUACAAAGCUGUAUUUCUGUACUGCUGAUUCGUUUAGUCAGUGAACUCAUCCUUGAUUUUCCUUGUACUUUUCAGCUCUUAA